CACAGACACUGCACUAGGUCCGGUCCAUAAACAUCGCAAAUUUUUUUCGCGGCUUGCGUUGCAUUUUUACCAUUUUUGUAGUAAAAUUUUAAAAUGUAUCGAAUUUCUUCAUUAGAUUCAUUAGAUUUUUUUUUUUUUUUACUACAAAGGCAAUAAAAAAAAGAAAAAGAACGAAAAAUAAAUAAAAAUAACACAUUUUCCUAAUUUGAAUUUGGAAUUAUCUUCUUUAAAAUUUAAACUUUUAAUGAUACCAAAACGUAGAACCGUGAACAAACGUGAUGCCAGAACGUUAGAACGUAAAAUAGUUAUCUGUUAAUGAUUAGUUAUUCAUUAUCGAAUAAAAAAAUUAGGAGAUAGCAUUUGAAACAUCAUAGUAUCUAUGAUUUAUCAGUGACAAUGCAGGAUUGCUGGAAUAUAUAUAUGAGGAAGCCUCAAAUUUUGUUUCAGUGUGUUUGUUAGGCACAAUGAAUUCUAUCAUCAUUUUGUUGGCCCUUGGUCUGGCUGCUGUGGCAGCUGUUCCAACAAACCCCCAAAGGAUUAUUGGUGGCUCGACAACCACCAUUGACCGGUACCCCGGUAUUGUUUCUCUGUUGUUUACAAGGAAUUGGAGUCAGUGGUGGCAGAACUGCGGCGGAAACCUUCUUAACCAGAGAUCUGUUCUUUCUGCUGCUCAUUGCACAUUCGGUGAUCAAACGGCUGCAUGGCGUUUUCGUGUUGGUUCCACCUGGGCCAACAGUGGGGGUGUUGUGCAUCUCUUGAACAGAAUUAUCUAUCAUCCCAAUUAUAACAGAUUUACAGCUGACAGUGACCUCUGCAUCUUACGCAGUUCCACCAACAUAGUUUUGAAUAACAACGUUCGUCCUGUUAAUAUUGCUGGUGCCAAUUACAAUCUUGCUGAUAACCAACCUGUUUGGGCUGCUGGUUGGGGUGCUACUUCGCUCGGAGGUUCUGGUUCGGAGCAGCUUCGUCACGUUCAGGUCUGGACUAUCAAUCAGAAUACCUGCGCCCAACGUUACAGACCCAUUAACCGUUCUAUCACCGCUAACAUGUUGUGCUCUGGUGUUUUGGACGUUGGUGGUCGCGACCAGUGCCAGGGUGACUCCGGUGGUCCUCUCCUCCACAACAAUGUCCUUGUUGGUGUCUGCUCUUGGGGACAGUACUGCGCUGACCGUCGCUACCCUGGCGUCAACGUUCGUGUUUCCCGCUUUACUUCCUGGAUCCAGUCCAAUGCGUAAUAAUUUUAAAGAAGAAACCAACCAACAAAAUUAUUAUAAAUAAUAUGUAAAUUUGUAUAAUUUUUUCAGUUAAUUGAAAUAUAAAAUUAUCAAUGAAAUAA
Bombyx mori (domestic silkworm) is the source of this 1336-nucleotide messenger RNA. RefSeq names its product trypsin, alkaline C. The coding region runs from base 465 to 1235 and encodes 256 amino acids. The record is from RefSeq and is a predicted model, not a curated record. Gene Ontology annotation, molecular function: serine-type endopeptidase activity. Gene Ontology annotation, biological process: proteolysis. The transcript has 4 exons. Lineage: Eukaryota; Metazoa; Arthropoda; Insecta; Lepidoptera; Bombycidae.